This is a messenger RNA of Eucalyptus grandis, 1880 nucleotides long. RefSeq names its product growth-regulating factor 1. The coding region runs from base 164 to 1501 and encodes 445 amino acids. The transcript has 4 exons. Lineage: Eukaryota; Viridiplantae; Streptophyta; Magnoliopsida; Myrtales; Myrtaceae. The record is from RefSeq and is a predicted model, not a curated record. Gene Ontology annotation, molecular function: ATP binding. Gene Ontology annotation, cellular component: nucleus. Gene Ontology annotation, biological process: DNA-templated transcription; regulation of DNA-templated transcription; developmental process.
GCAGCUUAGCUGCAGGACCAGAAGCUGCAGAGAUGUUGCAGUCAUAAUAUGUGCACAGACUCUCUCUCUCUCUCUCUCACACACACACACUAAUAAGUCACUUGCACAGGGAAGAGAGAGAAGAGAUGUUGCAGCACUGUAAUCAGAACCAUGAGUUUUAUCCAUGUACAGAAGAUUCUGCAGCCCAAUGGUCCCUGAAAUAAAUAUACCUACUCUACUCCCUCCCUCCCAAAGCCCAAAUACCGAUCUCUCUCUCUCUCUCUCUCUCUCUCUCUCUCUCAUAUUUUUUUGUUCUUGCUUUGUAUUUCAACUUUUGCUUGCUUCCUUCAGUUGGGGGCUUGCGCGUAUCGUGUAUAUGCAUAUGAUGAGUGGUGGAAUGAGCAGCAGAUUCCCCUUCACCGCCUCACAGUGGCAAGAGCUGGAGCACCAAGCCCUCAUCUACAAGUACCUCAUCUCUGGCAUCCCAAUCCCUCCUGACCUCCUCUUCUCCCUCAAGAGAAGCCCCUCCUGCUUUGACUCUUCCCAUUUCUCUCCCAAGUUCCUGUCUCACCAGCCCCAACAUGUGGGAUGGAACUGUUUCCAAAUGGGUCUGGGGAAGAAGAUAGACCCAGAGCCAGGAAGGUGCAGAAGAACAGAUGGGAAGAAGUGGAGGUGCUCUAAAGAGGCCUACCCAGAUUCCAAGUACUGCGAGAGGCACAUGCAUAGAGGCAAGAACCGUUCAAGAAAGCCUGUGGAAGUUUUGUCAUCAAUCUCAUCUGCUUCACCAACCCCAACGCCAACUGCAUCGAUCACCCCUUCCAAUAAAAGCCCCUACUACUCUCACAAUCCAGCCACAAACCCUCAGUCCCUCUCCUCUCUCUCCACCUCUGACCAUUCCCACCAUAACCACCCAAGCCAUCCUCACCAUUCUUAUUACUUCUCUUCAAGGCCUCCUGGCAACAUCGCUUUGUCCGCGCAAGACAGCAGCACCACCAACUUCCUCCUCGAUUCCGGAUCAUAUUCCCAAAGCGGCCAAGAUUACAGGAAAAACAGGUAUCUUUACGGGCUGAAGGAGAACCAUGUAGAUGAGCAUGCCUUCUUUGCAGAGCCGAGCGGGAGCAUGAGGAGCUUCUCCGGUUCAUCCAUGGAUGACUCUUGGCAGCUCACACCCCUCGCCAUGAGCUCUUCCUCCAAGCAGAGGAGUUGCUCGGCCUUAGAGAGUGACUACUCCUACUUGCAGCUUCAGAGCCUCAGCGAUGUCUCGAAGCACUACAAGCAAGACGUGAAGUGCGAGCUGAUGAUGCCCAUGAAGAUGGAGAGAGACGAGGAGGAGCCCCAGAAGACGAUCCACAGGUUCUUCGAUGAAGGGCCGAUGAAGAGCAGAGACAACAGCUCUUGGGUCGAUGUGGAGGACAACAAGUCGUCGAAUAGCUCAUCCAUGUCGACGACCAAGCUGUCCAUUUCCAUGCCCUCCUCAAACGACUUCCCAGCAUUCAAUUCCAGAAGAAACUAUGAUGGUUGAGCCCUGAAAGGAGGACUAUCUCAGGGGAUCUGGAAAGCUGUGACUGCUGUCUGUCUGUGUGUUUGUGUCUCCUUAGAGCGGUUUGGACUUUCAUUUUCUUCAAGUGAGUUAUGGGGAUUUUUAUUUUUAUUUUUAUUUUUUUUCCUUUUUUAAGCUGUCUUUUGGGUGGUGGGUGGGUGUUUGCUAGAGAUGAUGAGUUGGGGGUUGUUCUACAGUUAUUGUCAUUCGUUUGCUUUGAUAGAUCAAAGGAGAGAGUGCUUCAGUUAUCAAAUCUGUUCACGGUCCUUUCUCUUACACAUUCACUUUCAUGACAAGAUCAGAUCUUUUUUAAGUAGGUGGGUUUUUCGAAUGCAAAGAUUUCUGUUUCUUGGCAAGGUGA